AUGGGGAGUAUUGGCUUCUUAGAUAGUGAUGCACCAUUUUGCCGAAGGUUUGACUUUGAAUCAUCUGGUGUUACAAAUAUCAAUUGGUCCGCAACGCCACUUCAAACUGCGUCGAAUGCUGGGAAUGUACCACUAGUGGAGCUUCUGCUUGAUUUGGGAGCGGAUGUCAAUUCAACAGCGUGCCCUGGGGGUAAGACGGCGCUAUUUGCCGCUGUUGAGGCAGGUCACGCCGAGGUUGUCAAGAUCUUACUUGCCAGAGGCGCUCAGGUUGAUGCUUUCGGUAAUCAUGAGUCCGAGCCGCACGUUACGUGUCUGAUGGCAGCAGUCAGGCGAGGCGAUGCUAUGCUUGUUCAAAUGCUACUAGAAAACGGGGCAGAUCCUGAUUUGUCCAAAAUUCUUAGCGCCGUCAUAGACUCUGGAAACAAUAACGCUCUUAUUUCCCUUGCUCAAGCCGGAAUAGACAUCAACCAAAGAAUCAAAGUGGACUUUUUGAAACUCAAAAACCAACUUCGAUUUACUCCAGCUUCGGAUGGGAUUUUAGGCAUUACGGCUGAGUUGAUUUGUAUCACUCCGCUUGGUUAUGCCGUUGCCCACGGAGGAUGGAUCAAAGGCGCAGUGCCGGAUAUCGCAAUGACGAUGUUGGACCUCGAUGCAGAUCUUAAUGCCAGCUUAUGGGAAGAAUCUUUUGAAUAUCAGUCAUUGUUGCAUUUUGUAAUAAGCCAAUGGAUUGGCAGGCGUAAUUCUUUCUACCAAGGAAUCAAACAUGUCAAAGGGCUUGUUACGCCCAAAUUGAUUGAGAUCCUGUUGAGCAGAGGGGCUCUUCCGGGUGCAUCCGGACAUGGCCUGGAUUCAUCCAAUCAGGCUACGCCACUCCAGUUAAUUGCGUCUGAUGAACCUAAGGAGGGAUGGCCUGAGACGUUUGAAGUUGCCGAAACGCUAUUGAAGGCCGGGGCCGAUGUGAACAGCACGCAAUGUUUAAGUGUUCUUCAACCUCUUGAAGCUGCAGCUUUUAUGGGGAACUUUGACUUGGUGAAGCUGUUGCUAAGUCAUGGGGCCGAUGUCAAAAGCUCGGCUCUCCAGGAGGCAAUUCGUGGCUUCUUCAAAUAUGAUGCUCAACCCGAAGUCAGCAUGGCAGUUGUGAAUUUACUGUUGGAGAAAAAGGCGGAUAUCAACGCUCCACCGUCUUAUGAUGGCAUGGGCAUGACAGCACUCCAAUGGGCAGUUCAUGGGAACUUUCUGCCUUUGGUUCGUCGUUUAAUCAAUCUUGGAGCUGAGAUCAGUGCAGCCUCGCCCGACGCUACAUACGGAGGGACAGCGAUACAGAUUGCAGCAAAGGAUGGCCAUCUUGAAAUAGCAUAUCUAUUGAUUCAUCAUGGCGCAGAUGUCAAUAGAGCAAGCCACAACUUUCCGUAUGAAGAAGAAGAGACAUCUGCAAUAGACCUCGCAGCAAGAGAAGGACGACUCGACAUGGUGCAACUUCUUAUCAAUGAGGGUGCAGAUACACAUCUGCCAGGAAGCAAGAGAUACCGGAGAGCCGAAAGACUUGCUGAGAGAGAGGGGCACGUUGCGGUUGCUGAUCUCCUUAAACACUAUUUUGAAGAUGCAACCUGGGAUUAA
Mollisia scopiformis is the source of this 1617-nucleotide messenger RNA. RefSeq names its product ankyrin. The transcript has 3 exons. Lineage: Eukaryota; Fungi; Ascomycota; Leotiomycetes; Helotiales; Mollisiaceae. The record is from RefSeq and is a predicted model, not a curated record. The coding region runs from base 1 to 1617 and encodes 538 amino acids. Gene Ontology annotation, molecular function: protein binding. Gene Ontology annotation, cellular component: cytoplasm; nucleus.